Messenger RNA from Psylliodes chrysocephalus, 3561 nucleotides. The record is from the annotation of a GenBank genome assembly. NCBI's taxonomy places the organism in Eukaryota, Metazoa, Arthropoda, Insecta, Coleoptera, Chrysomelidae.
AUGAUCUCGAACGCAGUGCGCAAUGUGAUCGAAAUCGGUGACCAAAGACUGAUGGAUUUGUUAGUGCCACAGGGUUCAUCUACCGAUUUCAAAACUGAUAUGGACGAAGCUGCUUGCACGCGGCUGAGCGGCGCAGGCGCCACCAACAAUGAUCGAAUACGUGUACCGAUCGAUAUUCGUUCAGAAGACCGUGAUACUCGUUUGCUGAAGCAGCAGGAGCAGCGACAGCAGCAUCGUUAUGAAGAAGGGGAUCCGUCUGGCAGCCAUAGCUCCCGCUUGAGCUCGCCGCACACUAGUGACCUAGGUGAUAAGUUAGAAAACUGUAAUGCCAACAACGGCAACUAUGUUAUCUGUGAUUGUUUAUAUUGUGAAAAAGACUGUACUCGAUUUCUUAGUUAUUUUGUAAUAUUAAGUCUAUGGAAAAUAUUUAUGUGCCUAUAUAAAAGUCAAUGGUCAAUUGUGAAGAGGAGCCGCGUUUUGCUUGCCGCCUUGUUGUUAUUAACGUCUGCCGCGAAGGUAAACGGUUUUGCGGACGAAUUCGAUAAGACGGAACAGUUUUUGGAUAAAAUCAAUUUGGAAAAGAGUAUAGCGGCCGUUUUCAAUAAGGUGGCUUACGGUAGUACGACUAAACGUUCAAUUCCUGAUAGCGUUUAUCCCGUAACCACAUUAGCUACACCUUUACUGACCACUUAUCGGUAUGUGAACGGUAAUGAGGAAUGGCAAAGGGUGGAUGUAAAGAAUUCUGAUCCCGAUAGGGAAAUCGAUCGCGCCAAUGUCGAUUUCGAACAACCCGAUUUCGAGAGUGAAAACAGCAGAAGAGAUUUGGACAACGGUUACGGUGCCGAUCUUGAAAAGGACCACGCUCUGCCCACCUCAGCUCCAGCUGCCGAUAUCCUAAAAAAUAACAACAACAGACAUUACAAUAAUCCCAACAGGUACAAUAAUGACAGGCUUAAACCGGAGUUCAACGUAAACAACAACCCAGAACAGGUUACUGAAAACGUUUACAAAACAACUACGUCUUACAACCUCUUGAGGAACGUUAAACCAACAAAAUCAAUUUACGGUAAAGAACCUCCUAGUUACGUCCCUCCCAGUAGAGCUUUCUUUACUCCUCCGCUACCACCUGAAUACCAAAAUCCAUUUGCCGAUAAACCCACUUUAAGAGGAACGAAUUCGGAUAGUUUUGUAAACCGAAGGCCUAUUCCACCUCCCAGCCUGAUGCCUACAAAAGACCGAAUACCUUUUAGACCGGAUUUGCCUAAGGUUAACGUCGAAAAAGUACCAGAACGGCCUAACGCCAGCACGAACAAUGAACAAUACCGCCCAUCAAAUCCGAAUCACAAUUCACCUGACAGCAAGACCGAGAAGAAAAAGUCUUUAAACACUCCCUCGCAGACUGUUCGUGUGGGGGAGUUUCACGGUUUGAACCGCAACAUCAGCGAGAACAAUUUCGAGUAUGAAAAAAUUCCGGUCGUUUCCGACAUCACCAGGAUCCUAAGCGGGCCUAAUGAUCGACACGGUCACAUUUCAGAUAUUUUAUUAAAAUCGGUAACCGCUACUCCCAACGUUCAACACUUUGAACCGAAACUGCCAAAAACCAGAGCACCUGCUGCCGAGCCUAGUCUAAAAAUCGACGAUCCCAACGACAUGCACCCCGUAAAACCCAAAUUGGAUGAACCAAAAAACGACGAUGCUAAUUCAAAAAAGGAUUUUAUCCAGGAAGCGGGUCCGCCCGAUCGUUCUGAAAGCGUGACGAUCAAAAAGGAUAAUGCUCUUUCAGAAAAGAAAAACCCGGAAGACGUAACUACGCAAAUGUCGGACGUAUUAAAUUUGCCCAACGUGAAGGAAAAGGAUAUAAAUAGAGAAAUGAACGUAACCAUAGCUAAAUCCGAUGAAAUAUGGUUGAUUUGCUGGAACGUUCACGUCUAUUUAGUCGUUUUUGGCUACUUUAUACUAGCUAUCUUUUCGAUAUUCAAGCUAAUACGAUACGAAAACGACCCUCAUAUGUUUUCUAAAAGUUAUUUCCUUACCAUACAUUUGAUGCUUACUGUUAUAUGUGUGUUACGCAUUUUUUAUCUCAUAUACGACCCUUACAAUCUACACAAUUCAUUCAACAUAUUCCUAUACGACUUUUUACAUAACUUUCCCUUGAGUCUCUUAGCGACAACUUUCGCCGUGCUAAUAUUAUUCUUGUUGAAGAGAACUCUAACGCAUCUCGAAGUUAAAACCCGUCCAGUUUUUCUGGUAGUGUUUGCUCUUCUUCACAUCGCUCUCUGCUUUUGUCUUAGCAUUGUCGAAACUCUGGGCCACCUCGAGAAAGCCAGUUUAACUAUCUGUAAACCGGUUUUUGUCCUCUUGGCGUGGGCUCUCGGCUUCAGCUACCUUUAUCUAUACAGAAUCAUCAAGAACGUUCUGGCUAAGAAGAGCCAGAACCUCUCAGAGAUGUGUACACAGAAUAUCUCCUAUGCUAGUCACAUUACUAUAGCCGUAGCUUUACUGUUUAUAUUAUUAGGGUUGGUGCAAGUGUACGCUUUGUUCUUUAUUAAAGUCGAUCGAUUUAGCAAAGAAAUCAAGCAUCAUUGGAUACUGUGGAGCUUCGAAUUGUCCGUCAGAUUUAUAGAAAUCUCUAUAAUCACUUUGUUAGCUAUCGUUGUCAGCUUAAAGAUGUCCCAAAGGGAGAAACAAUCGGCCGGUGGAUUCCCUUUGUUUCCUUGCACCACCAGCGAUUCUAGCACCGAUAAUAUUUACCCCAACAAUUGCAAUACGAACCCUAACGCUUUGAACUACAGCCGACAAGAGAUGAUAAUGGAUAACAUUCCAACUGAGCCCGUCGAACGACCAAAUUUACUUAAAAACGCCUUCCAGAACGACUCGUUCGAUAAAAAAUCCACUCUGGAGAGAUACCAGAGCGACAGCGAACGCGGAAGUAACUUCGAUAGAUUCGAAAGACCCAAAUGGGGUUCGGAUAGAUUCGAUGCCAGGCAAAACGUAGACGGAUCAAGUUUAAAUAAUUUUGUCCAGCCCAAUUCGGGUAAUUUUGAAAGGGGAUUGCAUAAUUCUGUCCAAAAUUCUCUAAGGAACGAAAGCCUCAGGAACGAAAGUCUGAGGAAUGAAAGAACUUCCGGACGAAAGACGUACGAUUCAGCUAAAUAUUACGCUAAGCCCAAGUACGAUAUGGAGUAUAACAACGAGGAUUAUCAGCAUGAUAUGUUCGGUAAUACUUCCGAGAGGAAUAUUUACAGCGAGCCUAUUGAUAAUCCUGGUUCGCAUCAGUAUGAAAGGACGAAGCAUGAAUUUGAACGUUCCGACUUUGACAGGCGUUCGAGGAAUAGCUCUAACACGUCGGGACGUAGGUCGACCGGUAGAGCGCGGAAGAAUCAUCCUAGGCCGCAUUUAGGAAUACAAACGUUGCCCAAUCACGAUAGGCACCAGAUGCAGGAUUCGAUGUUGGUGGACGAGCAGGGUUUCGUGAGAUUUAGGCAUAUGCAGGAAGAAUUAGAUAAACCUAAGAAAAUGAAACGCCAGAUUAGCGAUCAAAAUCACUAUAGUGAUGCGUAA